This is a messenger RNA of Brachypodium distachyon (stiff brome), 2059 nucleotides long. Its product is annotated as aspartokinase 2, chloroplastic. Gene Ontology annotation, molecular function: aspartate kinase activity. The transcript has 13 exons. Bases 73 to 1776 code for a protein of 567 amino acids. NCBI's taxonomy places the organism in Eukaryota, Viridiplantae, Streptophyta, Magnoliopsida, Poales, Poaceae. Gene Ontology annotation, cellular component: chloroplast stroma. Gene Ontology annotation, biological process: amino acid biosynthetic process. The record is from RefSeq and is a predicted model, not a curated record.
GCUCCCAGGACAGUGGUCAGUGAAGGGCAUCAUCCAGUCCUCCCUGCAACUGAAGCCGAAGAGAGGAAGAAAAUGGCGAUCGCGCUCCGAUUCGCCGCCACCCCGCGCCGCCUAGCCGCUUCGAUACCGGAAUCCUAUCCUGGCCACGGAGUAGGAGGAGUGGCGCGCGCCGGUGCCCUGUGGGGUACUCGCCGUGGCUGGAGACUGGCAAUGGUGGUGGUCCCCGACUCCACUCGCUGUCGGGCCAAGAGAGGGGGCGACGGCGACGGCGUCCUGGGAGUCGCCGCCGACGGAGGAGAUGCCGCAGUGGGAGGCGGAGAUCAGCUGAGCGUGGUGAUGAAGUUCGGGGGCUCGUCCAUGUCGUCGGCGGCGAGGAUGGAGGAGGUGGCAGGGCUCAUCACCGCCUUCCCCGAGGAGCGCCCCGUCGUCGUUCUCUCCGCCAUGGGGAAGACCACCAAUCUUCUCCUCCUCGCUGGAGAGAAGGCAGUGGGAUGUGGAGUAAUCUACGUUUCUGAAAUCGAAGAGUGGAACAUGAUCAAAGAUCUUCAUAUUAAAACAGUGGAUGAACUGGGACUGCCAAGAUCUGUGAUACACUCUAUGCUGGAUGAACUGGAACAGCUCUUGAAAGGUAUUGCCAUGAUGAAAGAGCUCACGCUUCGCACCACGGACUACCUUGUGUCAUUUGGAGAAUGCAUGUCCACACGGAUCUUUGCUGCUUACUUAAACAAAAUUGGCAUCAAAGCACGGCAGUGCGACGCAUUUGAUAUUGGUUUCAUAACAACAGACGAUUUUGGUAAUGCGGAAAUCUUGGAAGCAACUUAUCCUGCUGUUGCGAAGAGACUACAUGGAGACUGGGUUCGAGAUCCAGCAAUACCUAUUGUUACCGGGUUCCUAGGGAAGGGUUGGAAAUCAGGUGCGGUUACUACUUUAGGCCGAGGUGGCAGUGACUUGACUGCUACAACCAUUGGUAAAGCCUUGGGAUUGAGAGAAAUUCAGGUAUGGAAGGAUGUUGAUGGUGUACUGACUUGUGAUCCAAAUAUCUACCCAAAUGCAAAGACUGUCCCUUACCUAACAUUUGAAGAGGCGUCAGAACUUGCUUAUUUUGGUGCCCAGGUUUUGCAUCCACAAUCAAUGAGACCUGCUAGAGAAGGUGAUAUACCUGUUAGGGUUAAGAAUUCAUACAACCCUAAAGCUCCAGGCACUCUUAUCACAAAACGAAGAGAGAUGGAUAAGGUUGUGCUAACUAGUUUAGUGCUGAAGUCAAAUGUCACUAUGUUGGAUAUAGUGAGCACUCGGAUGCUUGGUCAAUUUGGUUUUCUGGCGAAGGUGUUUUCUAUAUUUGAAGAUCUAGGCAUAUCCGUGGACUGUGUGGCUACUAGUGAAGUCAGCAUUUCUGUAUCGCUUGAUCCAUCAAAGAUCUGGAGCAGGGAACUUAUUCAGCAGGAACUCGACCAUGUGGUCGAAGAGCUGGAGAAAAUCGCAGUGGUCCAUCUACUUCAGCAGAGGGCGAUAAUCUCGCUCAUCGGAAACGUACGACGGUCAUCUCUCAUACUAGAAAAGGCCUUCCAUGUGCUGAGGAAAAGCGGGGUCAACGUCCAGAUGAUCUCACAAGGUGCAUCAAAGGUCAACAUGUCGCUGAUCGUCCACGACAGUGAGGCGAAGCAGUGCAUGAAAGCCCUCCAUCAGGCCUUCUUCGAGGGCGACCAUCCCCUGGUGGUGGAAAUCGAAGAAGAGGACGUGGAGAUUUUGCAACUGAGAGCUGAUCAUCCAGUUUAGGCUUAGUCUGCCUGUGUCUUCAGUCCGACCAUGCUCUGUAAGGUGUACCAUAUCGUCGGCUUUUGCUUAUGUUUGUUUGCAGAAUUGGCGCCUGGCUUUCCUGGCAUGUCCCUCCUUGUUUCCAAAACUUAAUCCAUGCGUUCUGAUUAAGGUUUAAGUUUCGUCAAAAACUUACCUACGUGACAAAAAAAGAGAGGAUAUAACUCAAUAUUGCCUGUGAACACGAGUUCAGCAAGAUGUUUUGUGUGUGUGCCAUACUACAGUACAAACCUGUGUUUUAUUA